CUCUGCCUGUGCGGCAUCGUGGGCAACCUCCUCAACAUCGUCAUCCUCACCCACCACGGUUUCGCGAAAACGACCAACAUCCUCCUCACGUCCCUCUCGGUGUCGGACCUUGUCUUCUCCUUCACCCAGUCCAUGGGUCGGCUCUGGAGUGUGGUGGACAGGUUUGACCGGAACCUGGCCUCCACGAUCAACUCCGUCUACGUCGUAUACAUCCGCGCGUGGAACCAGGCAGCGCUGAUGGUCACCAUCUACCAGGUGAUGGUCAUCGCCCUAGAACGACUCUUGGCCGUGUGCGUUCCCUUGCAGGUUUCGCGCAUCGUGACCCCGCUGCGGAUGAAAAGUCUGAUCGCGUCCGUCUACUUGGUGCUGACGGCCCUGGUCGUGCCCUGCCAUCUGAUGUACUCCAUCGAAUGGGUCAGCCAUCGAAACAACGUCACCGUCGCCAUCUUUCACCCGACGCAGUUCUACAUCGACAACAGCGUCGCGAUCAAUUUCUACGUCGCCGCCGUUUUGAGCAACGUCAGGUCGUCUGUUCCGUUGACCACUGUGUCCGUCUGCUCACUGGUCAUCUUAAUACGACUGUCCACCUCAUCCAAACACCUGGACAGAAUGUCCUCCUCAUCCCGCCACGUGUCCAGGCGGAUUAGGGAGGUCAAAUCCGUGAGGAUGCUGCUGGCCGUGUGUUUCGUCCCGCUGGUGUUCGUCCUACUCCCCACCACGACCUUCGAGGCUUUCAUCAGCUUCAGCCCGGAGACCGACCAGCUGUCGUGUCGGUUUAAAAUUGUUGUGAUGUACGUCAGCAACCUGUUGUACCAGGUCAGCUCGUCGUCGAACUUCGUCAUCUACGUCACGAUGAAUGCCAAAUUUGCAAAGACGUACAGAGAACUGUUUCGAUGGAAUAGGAAGCUGUCCAAACCUUGA
Molecule: messenger RNA, 921 nt
Organism: Lymnaea stagnalis (great pond snail)
Lineage: Eukaryota; Metazoa; Mollusca; Gastropoda; Lymnaeidae
Source: the annotation of a GenBank genome assembly